Carica papaya (papaya) is the source of this 694-nucleotide messenger RNA. RefSeq names its product small ribosomal subunit protein eS17-like. Gene Ontology annotation, molecular function: structural constituent of ribosome. Gene Ontology annotation, cellular component: ribosome. The record is from RefSeq and is a predicted model, not a curated record. Gene Ontology annotation, biological process: translation. NCBI's taxonomy places the organism in Eukaryota, Viridiplantae, Streptophyta, Magnoliopsida, Brassicales, Caricaceae.
UACUCCGAUAUAUAACCCUAAUCCUAAACCCUAGUUCAAUUCUGCGAACAAGCUCCUCUCCGAACGGGCGCACAGGCUCCGUCGGCAACAGCAACGAUGGGUCGUGUUCGUACAAAGACGGUGAAGAAAUCCUCUCGGCAGGUUAUCGAGAAGUACUACUCUCGCAUGACGCUUGACUUCCAAACCAACAAGAAGAUUCUCGAGGAUGUGGCUAUCAUCCCCUCAAAGCGGCUGCGCAACAAGAUCGCCGGCUUCUCCACUCACCUCAUGAAACGGAUCCAGAAAGGUUCUGUCCGGGGAAUCUCGCUUAAGCUCCAGGAGGAGGAGCGCGAGCGCCGCAUGGACUUCGUUCCCGAUGAGUCCGCCAUUAAAACCGAAUACAUCGAGGUGGAUAAGGAAACAAUGGACAUGCUUGCGGCUCUCGGCAUGGCCGAUGUUCCUGGACUGGUUAAGGUGGAUCCAGUGUCCUUUCCGGUUCAACCAAUGGGGGUAAACCGCGGUGCAGGUGGAGCCGGUAGGAGGUACUGAAAAAAGAAAAAAAAAAAAAAAAAUUCCAUCUUGAGUGUUCAAUAGGAAAUUGGAGAUUUGGGAGAGAAUUGCUAGUUUAAUUUGAUGCUUUUUUGAUGUGAUACUAAUUGAUUAACAUGUUAUUGGAUUCACAUUUGAUUGGCUUAAAUCAUUCGUUUUUGCUUGA